AUGUCAAGAUAUCAAAGACAGAAACAAACUUCAUCAUCAUCAUCAACAACAUCUCCAACAAUGAGUGAUACUGGUAAUGAAUCAUAUCCAACUAUAAGAAGACGUAUUUCCAAAGCAUGUAAUUAUUGUCGACAAAGGAAAAUCAAAUGUAAUGGAUCAUCACCAUGUUUGAAUUGUAAAAAUCAUCAUAUUGAAUGUGCUUAUUCUAAAACUAUACGUAAAAAGAAGAAAACAACAACAAAGAAAUUAACUUUACAAGAAUUAGAAAAAAGAGUUAAUAAAAUGGAUCAAAAAUUUGAUUUAUUAAAUGAUAAAGUUUCAAUGAUUUUAGAAUUAUUAUCCAAAAAUGGUAUUAAACAACAUUCACAUAAUCAUAAAGAAUCAGAAAUUAAACAAGUUGAACAAGCUACAACUUCUGAAUUAGUUAGUUCAGAUGAAGAAUAUGAAGAAGAUGAAGAGUUAGAACAAGAGGAUCAUGAACAUGUGCUAUCUCCAUUAUCAGAAUAUAGUCAAUCUACAAAUUCAGAUUCAAUAUCAUCAAAUGAACAACCUGAAGAACCUAUAAUUAAAAAUGAAGAAAUUGAUACAACAAUGUUUCAAUCAGAUUUACUUGCAAAUGUUAAUAAUUAUUCAUUAGAUCAAAUAUCUACUCAAAUUCCUGGGUUUACUGAAGGACAAACACAGUUUGAUUUGAUUGGUAUGAAUGGAUUAAAUGGGUUGAAUGGGUUUAAAGAUCAACUUAAUUAUCUUUAUGAUUCAAAUCAAUUAACGAAUACAAAUUUGGAUUCAAAUGAUGUUUUUUAA
Molecule: messenger RNA, 804 nt
Organism: Hansenula ciferrii
Lineage: Eukaryota; Fungi; Ascomycota; Saccharomycetes; Phaffomycetales; Wickerhamomycetaceae
Product: Zn(II)2Cys6 transcription factor domain-containing protein
Exons: 1
Coding region: 1-804 (267 amino acids)
Biological process (GO): regulation of DNA-templated transcription
Molecular function (GO): zinc ion binding; DNA-binding transcription factor activity, RNA polymerase II-specific
Source: RefSeq, a predicted model, not a curated record